AUGACAUACGAUGUCGAAGAAUAUUUAAGUCCAGCUACAGUCCUAAUUUGUUCGAAGUACCAAGGUAUUGGCCAUUUUCGUCGUCAAUGUAUGCAUAUGUAUGAAACUUGUAAAGUGUGCGGUACAGAAUGUGCGGAUCUUCGUCAACAUAAUUGUACAAAUGUUAACAAAUGUAUACAUUGCAAUGGCAAUCAUUUGUCGAAUUCUAUUAAAUGUCCAAUUGUAAAAGAUUAUCGUGCUGCUCUGACAAAGAAAUUAUUGUCAUCAACAGCAACAUCCACAAAUAAUAAUAAUAACAAUUACGUUUACAACCCAGCACUCGAUCCUCCUCUUCUACUACCUCAAGGUAUGUCAAUACCUAAUGCUUAUAGUUCUGUCACGAAUAAAAUCGAGGAACUAAUUGAUGGUCUGGCUAAAAUGAAUGAAACUCUGGAGAGAAUGGAUUAUAAGAAUAAAGAGGUUGGAAAUUUUAUGAAUGUAAGAAAGAAAAAUGAUGAUUAA
Molecule: messenger RNA, 501 nt
Organism: Didymodactylos carnosus
Lineage: Eukaryota; Metazoa; Rotifera; Eurotatoria; Philodinida; Philodinidae
Source: the annotation of a GenBank genome assembly